Eupeodes corollae is the source of this 1042-nucleotide messenger RNA. RefSeq lists its product as uncharacterized. The transcript is spliced from 3 exons. Bases 87 to 986 code for a protein of 299 amino acids. Lineage: Eukaryota; Metazoa; Arthropoda; Insecta; Diptera; Syrphidae. The record is from RefSeq and is a predicted model, not a curated record.
CCUCCAUAAUUUUCUUCCCAUUCCCAGUUUAGUUCUGGCGUCGUCAUCGCGAAGUGACGGCUGUGCAUUAAGAUACCGGCUAAAGAAUGCAUUUCGUUCUUUGUGGUCUCAUAAUUUUCCAAAUGUACACCUUUCAGUGCUCUAGUGAGUGGGUGAAAAUAUCUCAGACAGCCUCCAAUGAAAAUCUAAAUAAAUCAUUGACUCAAAACGAACAACUUCAAUCAAAAGUGAUAAUUGAUUCAAACGAACCCAGUCCCGAAUGGAUCGAAUACCAAAAAGAACGUUUCCGGGAUUCAAACUCCUCGCAGAUGCUAGUGAUUUCCGGUGAAAGUCACUUGAAAACCAGUGCCGAAAUAAUUGUUCCAGCUCAGACGAAACGUAAUAAAAUUGUUCGCAUCAAAACAAAGAUUUCCCUUCACGAUCCUGGAGCUGAUAAAAGGAUAAGUAUCACCGAACCUACGUUCGAACCUCCCCGGCGAAGGCGGAAGCCAAAACCAACAAAAGGGACAUCCUCGGAUGAAGACAUAAAAUUUCCAUCAUUUAUGGGAUUCUUAAACUUUCUCACUUCUCUGCAAAAGGGACUUCUGAAGAAGAACUCUUUUGGCAUCAUGGAUAAGAUCAAAAUGCUGAAAAGUAUGCGAGAUCAGUUAAUGAUGAAUAUUGAAAAUAGUUUCGGUUCGAUGUUCCCGAAAAGUCGUCAGAAACGAGGUCUGACAGACGAAUCAAGCUUUCAAUUUCCACCUGAAGCCGCAUUGAUGAGCAUUAGUUUCUUGACUUUCUCUGUGUUUCUUAUUAAAUUAGUUCUUCAAGUAAUUCACAUUAUCAAAAGCAAACAUUAUGCCUACAAUGGAAUGACAAUGACUAAUAUGACUGCAAUGACAAAGAGUCAAUUAAAUGCACGCAAGUUCGGGGAAAGCCAUGAGGAUUUUGAUAUAUUGGCAAAAGUGUCGAAUGCAAUAAAGACUAAUCCAUUUGAUACUAAUUGAUGAAGUUGAAUUUAGAACUUAAAUAAGUUUAAAGUUUAUUUCAAAUAAAACAUAAA